Molecule: messenger RNA, 2251 nt
Organism: Paramecium tetraurelia
Lineage: Eukaryota; Ciliophora; Oligohymenophorea; Peniculida; Parameciidae
Exons: 5
Biological process (GO): microtubule-based movement
Molecular function (GO): microtubule motor activity; ATP binding; microtubule binding
Source: RefSeq, a predicted model, not a curated record
AUGAAAAGAAAGGAGUGUGUAAAGGUGGUUGUGAGAGCUAGACCAUUAUCAAGCAAAGAAGUAGAAGAUGGCAGAAGGAGAAUAGUAGAAGUAGACACAACCAGAAAAGAAAUCAUUAUUUAAAAUAUAAAAGGAGAUGGCAAUGAAGCACAAAGAUCAUUUGUUUUUGAUGAAGUUUUUGAUAUGAAUUCACAACAAGAACAAGUCUAUCACAACACAGCCUUGCCCAUAGUUGAAAGUGUCAUGGAUGGUUACAAUGGUACUGUCUUUGCCUAUGGAUAAACAGGUACUGGCAAAACUCAUACCAUGGAAGGCAAGAACGAUCCUCCCCAUGAAAGAGGUAUCACUCCCAGAACCUUCGAUCACAUCAUCAAAGUUAUUGAAGGGACACCUAAUAUACAAUUCUUAGUUAGAUGUUCCUAUUUAGAACUCUAUAAUGAGGAAGUCAGGGAUUUGUUGAGUCCAAACCAUCUCACCAAGUUAGAAUUAAGAGAAAAACCAGAACAAGGAGUAUUUGUUAAGGAUCUCUCUAAAAUAGUUGUAAAAUCUGUGGCUGAACUAAAUGAAUGGCUAAAGGCUGGUAGAGCCAAUAGGAAAGUGGGAGAGACUAAAAUGAAUUAAGAAUCCUCUAGGUCUCAUUCAAUAUUCACACUCACCAUUGAAUCAAGUGAAUUUGGAGCAGACUAAUAACAACACAUUAAAUCUGGAAAAUUAAACCUUGUUGAUUUAGCAGGUAGUGAAAGACAAUCAAAGACACAAGCAGUUGGUGUCAGAUUUGAAGAAGCCAUUAAUAUCAACUUGAGUUUAACAACACUUGGUAAUGUUAUCACAUCAUUGGUUGAUGGAAAAAGUCAACAUAUCCCAUACAGAGAUUCCAAAUUGACUCGUCUCUUAUAGGAUUCCUUGGGAGGUAACACUAAGACCGUCAUGGUUGCAAAUAUUGGUCCAGCUGAUUAUAAUUUUGAUGAAACCAUGUCCACUCUCAGAUAUGCCAGCAGAGCUAAGAAAAUUCAAAACAAUCCAAAGAUCAAUGAAGAUCCAAAAGAUGCCAUGAUUAGAGAAUUUUAAGAACAAAUUAAUAAAUUAAAGGAUGAAUUAGCUAGGAAGGCUGGAGGAGUUAUUGGGCCAAAUGGAUAAAUCUAAAAAAUCAAGGAACAAGUUAUUGAAGUGGAGGAUGAUGAAGAACUUACAGAAUUGUAAAAGAAGGCUUAAAAGGAGAAGGCUGACUUAGAAUAAUAGAUUAUGCAAUAGAGAAGACAAAGUACGUUGUAGGAAGAAGAAAAAAAACAAUUGUAAUUGAAAUUAAAGGAGAAAUAGAAGUUGGAGCACAAUCUCAAAAAAGAACAAGAGAACAUGCAAAAGAAACUUUAAGAACUUCAGGAGUAAUUGUUGCAUGGAGAUAAAAUGAAAGAGGAAACUAGAUAAAAAGAAAAGGAUCUAUUAAAAGCAAGAAUGGAGUUGGAGGAGAGAUCAUAAUAAGCCAGAAGACAAGCUGAGGAAUUGGCAAAAAAAGAAGCCAUGUAAAUGGAAUAAGAAUAGAAGUAUAAUUCAACCAAAGAAGAAAUUGAAGCCAAAACAUAAAAGUUAAAUAAUCUAAUCUAAAAAAUUAAGGAAUUAAAAAGUCAAGCUUAGGAGUAGACUUAAUUUAGAUAGAGGUAGAAGGAAGAAUUAAUAGAAGAUAAUAGAGAAUCUCUGAGAUAGUUAAAUCUAAUGAAUCUUAUAAUUGAACAUUUCAUUCCAGAAGAUGAAGAAAAGAGAUUAAAGGAGAAAUUAGAAUUCUCAGAAGAGCAAGAUGAUUGGGUUAUUAAGGAGUUUGAAGCGAAUCCAUUGAAAAAGCCUGCAUCUGCAUUUUUCUUCAAAAGACCCAUUUGCAAUUUUUCUAAAAUGGCAAUCAAUUUCGGAGAUACUAACCCGAGAUUUAGACCAGAAAACAUCUUGCAAACUGAUUUAGAUCUACCCCAAAGAAUGACUGAGGAUUUUUCUCAUGAACCUUCAUAAAAGAUAUAGGAAGUAUUGAAUGUGGCUUUGAAUGAAGAUGAAGAAGAACAACAAAUGAUUUAAAAUGAAAAGCAAGCCAAUGUCUACAUUGAAGAUCCUUCGAUAAUCAACAAGGAAGCCAUAUUGAAUCCUCCAUCUAAUCCCAAUAAAGUUCGCUUGUAAUCGGCAAUCAAGAAAAACGCUAGAAGACCCCAAAGUGGAUUCAAGAAAUGAGAAUCUAUUAUAAUACAAAUAUGCAUUAUAGUAUUUCAGA